This is a messenger RNA of Condylura cristata (star-nosed mole), 1946 nucleotides long. RefSeq names its product glypican 2 (gene GPC2). The coding region runs from base 133 to 1875 and encodes 580 amino acids. Gene Ontology annotation, cellular component: extracellular region; plasma membrane; synapse. NCBI's taxonomy places the organism in Eukaryota, Metazoa, Chordata, Mammalia, Eulipotyphla, Talpidae. The transcript has 10 exons. The record is from RefSeq and is a predicted model, not a curated record. Gene Ontology annotation, biological process: cell migration; regulation of protein localization to membrane; regulation of signal transduction.
UUCAGUUUUCGGAGGUCGCGCUCUUUCUCUGGCCGGUGGGGCAGUCCCACGGCCGGGAACUGACUUCGUGAGUUCGGGCGACUCUUCUUUCUUCCUUAGGACCCACUUUACAGCCCCAGGGCGGCAGCAGCUAUGUCCGCGCUGCGAUCUCUUCUGCUUCUGCUGCUUCCCCUGUGUCCCGGUCCUGGUCCUGGACCCGGGAGCGAGGCAAAGGUCACCGGGAGUUGCUCUGAGACCCGGCAGGUGCUGGGGUCCCGGGGCUAUAGCUUAAACCUACUCCCUCCCGCCCUGAUCUCAGGUGAGCAUCUCCGGAUCUGUCCCCAGCAGUACACCUGCUGUACCAGUGAGAUAGAGCAGAAGCUCACCUGGGACACUGAGGCCACCUUCCGAGGCUUGGUGGAAGAGAGCGGUUCCUUCUUGGUUCAUACACUGGCUGCCCGGCACAGAAAAUUUGACGAGGUUUUUCGGGAGAUGCUUUCAUCAUCUGAACACUCCCUGGCCCUGCUCUUCCAACGCUCUUAUGGCCGCCACAUGUACGCUCAGUAUACCCCAUCAUUCAGUGGCCUGUUUUCUCGACUGCGGGACUACUAUGAGAGGUCCGGUGAAGGGCUAGAUGAUGCCUUGGCGGACUUCUGGGGGCAGCUCCUGGAGAGAGUGUUCCCCCUGCUGCACCCACAAUAUACCUUCUCCCCCGAAUAUCUCUUCUGCCUCACGCGCCUAGCGUCCUCUGCCGAAGACCUUCUGAAGCCUUUUGGGGACUCACCCCGCCGCCUCCGCUUGCAGGUAUCCCGGGCCCUGGUGGCUGCCCGGGCCUUUAUCCAGGGUCUGCAGACUGGAAGAGAUGUGGUCAGCGAAACUCUUAAGAUGCCUAUGUCUGAAGCCUGCAGGCGGGCAGUGAUGCGUCUGACCGGCUGCCCUUUUUGUCAAGGGUUCCCCUCGCUGCCACCCUGUCGGGACUUCUGCCUCAAUGUGGCCCAUGGCUGUCUCAGCAACCAAGCACUGGAUCCUGACUGGGGGAGCUAUCUGGAUGGUCUCCUGUUUCUAGCUGAGAAGCUCCAGGGCCCCUUUUCCUUUGAGCUGGCAGCCCAGUCUAUAGGGGUGAAGAUCUCAGAGGGUUUGAUGUAUCUUCAGGAAAACAGUGCAAGGGUGUCAGCCCAGGUGUUUCAGGAAUGUGGGGCCCCCCAACCCACUCUGGCUCGCACCCGCAGAGCCCCAGCCCCACGGGAAGAGGCUGGCCUGAUCUGGAACUCUGGGCCAGAGGAGGAGCAGCCCACAUCUGUGGCUAUGGGCUCGGGUCUACACGGGCUGGUGUGGGAGCUCCGACAGCGGGUGAGCCGGGUCCGGGGCUUCUGGGCCAGGCUGCCUCUGACGGUGUGCGGCGACUCGCGCAUGGCCGCAGACGUCUCACAGGAGUCGGCGCCCUGCUGGACCGGAGCCGGGCGGGGCCGGUACUUGUCACCGGUGGUAGGGGCCUCCCCUACUGAGCAGCAAGACAACCCUGAGCUGCAUGGGGAAGACUUGGGUCCCGACCUCCAGACGCGGAGGCGGAGGCUGCAGCUCCGGGCGGCUACAACCAGGAUGAAGGCUGCGGCCUUGGGAAGGGACCUGGAACGUGACGACUGGGAUGAGGAUACCAGCGGCUCUGGAGAGGGACAACACUAUGCAGAUGACUGGAAGGCUGGAACAGCAGCUGUUGCCCCCCCAGGCCGGCCUCCUAGACCUUCUCGAAAGGAUGGCUCUGGGGGCAGAGGAGGAGGUGUCAUUAUCCGCCACAACCAGGGCAGGGGCAGAACUGGGGGGACAUCUGUUGGUUUUCAUUCCCAGCCCAUUCUCAUUCUCUUCCUCUCAGCCUUGGCCCUGCUUGGGCCUCGAUAACAGGGGAAGGGUGCCCUAGCAUUGGAAGAGUCCAGAGCCUUCCCCUCCCCCCAGCUGAGUCUGGGGAGGAG